Naegleria fowleri is the source of this 1062-nucleotide messenger RNA. RefSeq lists its product as uncharacterized. Lineage: Eukaryota; Heterolobosea; Eutetramitea; Acrasida; Naegleriidae. The transcript is spliced from 2 exons. Gene Ontology annotation, molecular function: 2-oxoglutarate-dependent dioxygenase activity. The record is from RefSeq and is a predicted model, not a curated record. Bases 1 to 1062 code for a protein of 353 amino acids.
AUGAGCGAAAGCGUAAAACUUCACCACCAGCUUGACCUCUUAUCGGAACAAACUCGAGAGUUAUAUUGUGGAGGUAGUGAAUUGGAGGAAGCUGAAAUAGAGGAGUUAAAUGGUUUUCCUUGCUACGACGAUGAAGAUGAAAUUUUAAAUUUUAUUCAGCACUACGUGUCUUUCAAUAAGCCUGUCGUGUUUCGGAAUGCUGUUUGUGAUUGGCCAGCAUUUGAUAAGUGGAAUGUGAAUUAUUUCAAGCAAGUUAUUGGAGAACGAGAAAUUUCGGUAGCAUGUACCCCAAAUGGAAAAGCAGAUGCAGUUCAUGAUGGCAAGUUUAUUAAACCAAUGGAGUUGAAAAUGAGUUUUUCUCAAUUCAUUAGACUUUUGCAAAAUAAGAGAAGAUUAUUGAAAGAGGAUAUUUCGCCAGAAGAGGCUAAGGAAGAGGAUGUAAAUGGAAUGAAUUCAAUGAAUACAAUAUUUUAUGCUCAACAUCAAAAUUCUAGUUUGACAAAGGAAUACCCUUUUCUAAUGGAAGAUGUUCCUGAAUAUUUGGGAUUUGCAGUUCGUGCGUUCAAUAAUUUACCCGAUGCUGUGAACCUAUGGAUUGGAGAUUCACAAAGCACUAGUUCUCUCCAUAAAGACCCCUACGAAAACAUUUAUUGCGUGAUUGCUGGCAAGAAGAUUUUCACAUUGUAUCCUCCAACGGAUGUCGUCAAUGUUCCUUACAAAAAUUAUCAAGAAGCUCAUUAUAAAUUUGACUUUGAAAAGAAAGAGUGGAAAAUAGAAGAUGAAGCAACGACUGUCCCAUGGAUUGAUAUUGAUCCAGAUAAGGAAUCACGAGAAGAAAUGGAAAAGAAAUAUCCAAGAUACAAGUAUGCUACUCCUCUCAAAGUUGAGAUAGGGCCUGGUGAUGCUCUGUAUUUACCCUCACUCUGGCUGCAUCAGGUGGCCCAAGAACACAACGAAGAAGGAGUUGUGAUUGCUGUCAAUUAUUGGCAUGAUAUGCAAUAUGGCCCUCUUUUCAACUUUAAUCAAUUCUUGUGUAAUUUACACAGAGAAAAUCUCUUGUAA